UUCAGUCGUGAAGUUAACAUCAAUUAUCAAGAUUAUUUAUUUAUUUUUUGUUUUAUUUUCUUUAUUAAUUUUUCAUCAUGCGGGUUAAAAACAAGCAACCUCAUCCAUCUUUUGUGAUGGAAGUUAGUGAAGACGAAGACGAAAUUGAUUAUGUUGAACAACAAAAUGACCAUCAACCUGGCAGACAACAGGACAGUCAACAUGACAAUCAACAUGACCAUCAACAAGACCAUCAACAACAACAAUACUCUUUCGAUGAGCAAUUUAAACAGCUCUAUGAGUUGAGUGCGGACCCAAAAAGAAAGGAAUUUUUAGACGAUCUGUUUUUAUUUAUGACCAAAAGAGGUACCCCAGUUAAUCGAAUACCAAUCAUGGCCAAACAGGUUCUCGAUCUCUACGAACUCUACAGACUAGUAGUUAGUCACGGUGGCUUAGUUGAAGUUAUUAAUAGAAAGAUUUGGAGGGAAAUAACUAAAGGCUUGUGUUUGCCUUCGUCCAUAACAAGUGCUGCCUUUACAUUGCGCACUCAGUACAUGAAGUAUCUUUAUCCAUAUGAGUGUGACCGAGAAAACUUGUCGACACCAGAAGAGCUUCAACAAGCUAUUGACGGUAAUCGACGAGAAGGUCGAAGAUCAUCAAAUGGUCAAUAUUCAGAUAUGAUGGAGUCGUCCAUUGAAGCUGGAGGUUCGGGUUCCGCUUUAUGUGGUGGUACCCAAUUUAAUGGAGGACCUUCUAAUGGUAGACAGACCAACGGUGGACUUUCCUCACUUGGUAUGACUUCAACGCAACCUUUAAGUUUAGUUAAACGAAAUUCGACACCGACUCGAAGCACCUCAUCGGGUGUAGAGGAUAGUGCAUCAAAUAAUUCCCUUUCACGCAAUCCUUUGCUUGCCUUAGCCACAGCUCAAACAGUAGCACUCAAUUUGGAGCCUAAACGAGCCAUGAAUGGACGGCAGAUUGAUCUGAAUAGAGAUUUACACAAUAAUAAUCACCAAAAUGGCGCAGGUUCUUUUAAGGUUAAUGGUUCAACAGUUAGACAUGCAUCUUCACUUUCACCUUCACCUUCGCCUUCAACUUCAUCAUCUGCAUCUUCCUCGACAUCUCAUAAUCAGGUAAUAGAAAGAAAUAUUCCUGAAGUGGAAAGGAUUCUGAUAAAUGCAGGAAUGCCGGCCAUGCACGUUAAAAUAGACAAAAACGAAGGACGAGAUUCAACUGACAGUUCAUUGCGUAUAAACAUGGAAAUCAAUAAUAUGACUUACUCAGGAGUCCUAUUUCCACGCAUGAAGCAACCAUGAAACAACGAAAUAAAUUAGAUGAGAAUAAAGUUUCCAUUUCUA
Tetranychus urticae (two-spotted spider mite) is the source of this 1337-nucleotide messenger RNA. RefSeq lists its product as uncharacterized. The record is from RefSeq and is a predicted model, not a curated record. Gene Ontology annotation, cellular component: nucleus. Gene Ontology annotation, molecular function: DNA binding. Gene Ontology annotation, biological process: regulation of transcription by RNA polymerase II. NCBI's taxonomy places the organism in Eukaryota, Metazoa, Arthropoda, Arachnida, Trombidiformes, Tetranychidae.